This is a messenger RNA of Oenanthe melanoleuca, 1756 nucleotides long. It is a transcript of the gene PLVAP, whose product is annotated as plasmalemma vesicle associated protein. Lineage: Eukaryota; Metazoa; Chordata; Aves; Passeriformes; Muscicapidae. Bases 153 to 1388 code for a protein of 411 amino acids. Gene Ontology annotation, cellular component: caveola. The record is from RefSeq and is a predicted model, not a curated record. Gene Ontology annotation, biological process: positive regulation of cellular extravasation; regulation of vascular permeability. The transcript is spliced from 6 exons.
GGGAGCAUCCGGCACGGCAGGAAGGAGCCCGGCAGGAGGAAAUAUUAAAUCCUGGGAUAUAAACACCGCGCCGGGAGCUGCUCCACCCCAACACCACCCCCCUAAAAACCGCGAUCCCCGCGGGGUGGGGCCGGCCAGAAGCGGGGCUGAGGAUGGAGAAAAGCAGCUUCGCCAUGGCCAAAUUCGGUUUGGAGCACAAGGAGGCGAUGCCCAAGCGCGACUGCGGUUUUUACCUCAAAUACAUUUUCCUUUUCACCUCGCUGAUCCAAUUUUUGAUCAUCCUGGGCUUGGUGCUGUUCAUGGUGUACGGGAACGCGCAGGCGGGCACCGACACUCACCUGAGGCUGCUGGAGGAGCAGGUGCAGGGUCACUACGGCAGGAUUGUCACCCUGAGCGCCGCCAACGCCAACCUGAGCCGAGCCCUCAACGCCACCCUCAAGGACAAGGACAAGCUGCAGGCGCUGGCGCUGAAGGUGCAGAGGGAGCUGGAGAAAUGUAACAGCAGCCAGAAUUCCAACAGCGGCCCGCAGCUGCAGGAGCUCGUGUACCACCAGGUGAUGCUGGCCCAGUGCCACAUGCUCACCGCCGUCAUCAACACCUCCUGCAACGCCGACAAGCUGGAGCUGCAGCGACAACUACACGAGGCCACCUCAUCCAAAAAAACCCUGGAGGGGAACAACCAGCAGAGCCGAGCCGAGCUGGCCAAAGCCACCCAGGAGAGGGACAGGUGCCAGCAGGACCUGAAAAGCGCCACCACCGAGGGCGACCUGAGCAGGGUGGAGCUGGAGGUGCAGAAACACAAGUGCAGCUCGCUCCAGAGCGACCUGAAGGAGAAACUCCCGCGGAUUUCGGAGCUGGUGAGGCAGUUCCAGUGCAAGGACGCCGAGAAGGAGCUGGAGCAGAUCCGGGGCCGGGUGGAGAAUCUGUUCCGGCAGCAGCAGGAGCGCGACUCGCAGUUCGUCUGGAAGGGGAGCUGCGAGCUGAGCGUGCGGCAGUGCCGGCUGAACUGCUCCCGGGAGAUGCAGGAGCAGGAGAGGAGGGCGCAGGGAGCGGAGCAGCGCCAGAGGGAGGCGGCGGAGGAGAGGAGGAGGAUGGAGGCGCAGAGGGAGAAGGAGAGGAAGGAGCUGGAGGAGAAGAGGAAGGCGGCGGUGGCGCAGGGGGAGGCGCUGAGGGAGCAGCUGGUGGCGUGUAUGGCCAAGGUGUCCCCCCUGGCGCUGCCACCCUCCCGGGUGCCGCUCGGCCGCUCCGGCUCCUUCCCCGCUCCCGGCCCCUACAUGGAGCUGCUGGGGAACCCGGCCACGCUGGGCACCCUGGGAAGGAAGAACCUGGAGGACGUCCAGCGGAUGCUGCAGAUGGUGGAGCAGUACAUGAAGAGCUCCAGCGGAUAACGCCGGGACCGGAACGGCCGGAGCUGCGGCGGCACGGAUGGCACCGUGUCCCUGUCCCCGUCCUGUCCCUGUCCCCGUCCUGUCCCCUGUCCCCUGUCCCUGUCCCCUGUUCCUGUCCUGUCCCUGUCCCCUGUCCCCUGUCCCUCCCUGUCCCCUGUCCUGUCCCUGUCCUGUCCCUGUCCCCUGUCUCCUUGUCUCCAUGUCCCUGUCCCCUGUCCCAUCCCUGUCCCUGUCCCCUGUCCCUGUCCCCGUCCCUGUCCCCUGUCCUGUCCCUUCCUGUCCCCUGUCCCCCGUCCCUGUCCCUGUCCCCGUCCCCAGCGCAUGUAACCCCCCCAAGAGCCAGCCCCGGAUCUGGGCACAACUCGCUG